Molecule: messenger RNA, 2295 nt
Organism: Candoia aspera
Lineage: Eukaryota; Metazoa; Chordata; Lepidosauria; Squamata; Candoiidae
Product: kinesin-like protein KIF19
Exons: 16
Coding region: 1-2295 (764 amino acids)
Biological process (GO): microtubule-based movement
Molecular function (GO): ATP binding; microtubule motor activity; microtubule binding
Source: RefSeq, a predicted model, not a curated record
AUGGUCCUGAAGGCUAUCCGUAAGGAAUAUCACGUGUGCAUAUGCAGAGAUGUGCAAAAUGCUAAGGUGAGGCCGCUUCAGAAAACUCUCACAGCUGGGAGCUUUCCCAGACCUAAAACUUCCUCUAAAUUGAAGCGGGAGCAUGAAGUUGAAUUAACUGGAGUCUUACCUUUAUGGGGUGUCCUGCGUGUGCUUCGCAGAGCCACUGUUUUUACAAAUUGCUUCUUUGAAGCUUGCCAGAUGGGCGCCUUGUCACCCUCGGCAUCCCCCAGUGCAGCCCAGAGGAAGGGGUUUCCGGGGGGCUCAGCUACUAUGAAGGACCUGAGAGCAGAAGAGCACCAGCUGGUGGUGGCUCUCCGUAUUCGCCCCAUCAACGAAGCCGAGGUGGAGGAAGGUGCGACUGUCAUUGCUCACAGAAUGGGGGAGCAGAUGGUGGUUCUGAUGGAUCCAAUGGAACAUCCAGAGGAUAUCUUGCGUGCCAACCGGUCGAGGGAGAAAACAUUUAUUUUUGACAUGGUUUUUGGUCCUCGGGCAACACAGGAGGAGGUGUAUUUGUCCACCAUGAAAUACCUCAUAGAAGGUGUCAUCUCAGGAUACAAUGCAACUAUUUUUGCAUAUGGUCCCACAGGGGCCGGGAAAACCUACACUAUGCUGGGGAUGGAUUCAGAACCUGGAAUUUACAUCCGUACCCUCAAUGAUCUCUUUCAAGCCAUUGAGGCCACAGGAGAUGACAAGGGUUAUCUGGUCUACAUGUCGUACCUGGAGAUUUAUAAUGAAGUUAUCCGGGACCUCCUGAAUCCAUCCACGGGCUAUCUUGAGCUGAGAGAAGAUUCCAAAGGGUGCAUUCAGAUUGCAGGAAUAACAGAAGUCUCAACCAUGAAUGCACAGGAAAUUAUGCAGUUGUUGACCAAAGGGAACAAGGAACGCACGCAGGAGCCCACCGCUGCCAACAAGACCUCUUCACGGUCACACGCUGUCCUGCAAGUGUCUGUGAAGCAGACCAGCCGAGUGAAAGACAUCAGCGAGGAAGUCUGUGUUGGGAGGCUCUUCAUGAUUGACCUGGCUGGAUCAGAAAGGGCUGCUCAGACACAAAAUCAGGGCAAAAGGAUGAAGGAGGGGGCCCACAUCAACCGGUCACUCCUCGCUCUGGGGAACUGCAUCAAUGCGCUGAGCGAAAAGGGGGGCAGCCGGACCCAAUACAUCAAUUUCCGAGACAGCAAGCUUACCCGUUUGUUGAAGGACUCCCUGGGAGGCAACAGCAGAACGGUUAUGAUUGCCCACAUCAGCCCAGCCAGCACCUACUUUGAAGAAUCUCGGACAACUUUGAUGUAUGCCAGUCGAGCCAAAAACAUCAAAACAAGGGUAAAGCGUAACCUUCUCAAUGUCUCCUACCACAUCUCUCAGUACACCAGCAUCAUUUCGGACCUGCGGCGUGAGAUUGAAUGCUUGAAGGCUAAGGUUGAAAACCAGGAGAAGGAGAAACAUCUCCUGAAAUCUGGCGCCAAAGAUGCACAAGACCAAGGGGAGGCUGCCCUGGACUUUGAGGAGUACGGCCAUCAACAGCUGCAGAAAUUACGGAAGCAACUGGUGGGUGCCUUCAAGGAACAGAUGGAUAUGCGACGCAGCUUAAUGGAGCUGGAGAACACCAACAUGGAACUCCAUGUGGAUACCUCCAGGCACCUUCUCAUGAUUGCAGACUGGGAACGAGAGAGAGUUUAUCAAGCUGGCCAAAGAGCCAACACGCAUCAUCCAAGCGAAAAGGAAGACGAGGAGGCUGACCAGGAAGAUUCUCUGGAGCCUGUGCAGGUCACAAUUGCCAGGGAAGAGAUAAACACACUGGUGGCAGAGCAACGGAAAACAGGGGCCGUAAAGGCCAACCUGGAGCAGAGGUUGGCGAAUGCCAAGAAGAAAGUUUCCCAGAUGGCGAAGCUCCUGCCAGAACAGGCCACCAGCAAGGACCAACGGGAAGUUCUAAGGCUCUUGUGCAGGACCCACGAGCUGGAGGUGGAGCACACCGAGCUUCAGGCCAACGCUUUGUACGGAGAGAACCUCCUCUGCCAGAAGGGUUUCGCCAUCCAGUGCCACCAGCAGUACCGGGAUCUCUGCGAAGAGCUUAUUCGGCAGCAGCGGGCACUGAUCAAAGACCACAAUAUUCCAGUCCCAGGACCGCUAGAAAAACUGUACCACCUGUAUUUCCAUGAGUUAGAGGAAGGGACUCUGGAUCACCUGCUCAGGCUUCACUCACCGAUGUCCAGUGCGUGGCAGGUAAGGCAGAAUUCUCCGCUAUUUCUUUGA